This is a messenger RNA of Myxocyprinus asiaticus (Chinese sucker), 1510 nucleotides long. RefSeq names its product guanylyl cyclase-activating protein 2-like. NCBI's taxonomy places the organism in Eukaryota, Metazoa, Chordata, Actinopteri, Cypriniformes, Catostomidae. Gene Ontology annotation, molecular function: calcium sensitive guanylate cyclase activator activity; calcium ion binding. The transcript is spliced from 4 exons. Gene Ontology annotation, cellular component: cone photoreceptor outer segment; photoreceptor inner segment. The record is from RefSeq and is a predicted model, not a curated record. Gene Ontology annotation, biological process: visual perception. The coding region runs from base 50 to 610 and encodes 186 amino acids.
ACCAUUUUCAGAUGACAAAUUAUGUGAAUUGUUAAACAUUGGACAAAGUAUGGGUCAAAAUCAAAGUGAAGAAGAAGAGGAAGUGGCACUUGCUGAUAUCCAGCCUCUUUACACAGUGUUUAUGAAUGUGUGCCCAAGUGGAGCCCUACAUCUUCAUGAAUUCCGCAAGAUCUUUGGAGUUCAGAGCACGUCAGAAGAUGAGGCGUUGUACAUGGAAACAUUAUUCAAAUCCUUUGAUACAAACAGGGAUAAUGUAAUAGACUUUAUGGAAUUUGUAGCAGCCGUCCACCUGGUUCUGAGAGGAAAACUGGAGGACAGAUUGAAGUGGUCUUUUAAAGUCUAUGACAGAGAUGAAAAUGGAAAGUUGGACCGGCAAGAGGUCAAGCGUAUUAUAAGGGUAAUUUGCAAACUCAAGAAAAAAGACAUAGGCAUGGCACCCAAUGAAAUCUGUGACAGAAUAUUUGAACUUGUGGAUGAAAAUAAAGAUGGUCAAAUAUCCCUGUCAGAGUUCAUGGAAGGUGCACAGAAAGAUGCCUGGAUUAUGGACUUGCUCACAUUGGAUACCAAUGCACGUGGAUGGUUCAGGGAAAACUGGGGGAAAAAAACAUGAAUUUUCAAUCUGAGAUCGAGAAACUUGGGUCAAAAUCUGGUUGCCCUUUUGCAAUCUUCCAAAUGCUGGGGUCUGCAAACUGGAGAGUCCUGGUAUGGAGGUCAGAAAAUAUUUGCUUUCUGUCACAAGGGUGCAUGUGUCUCAAUGCAUAGUGAUCAUGAUGAACACUGAUGUGCAACCAGUCUGAAUAUGUUAAAGCAGAAUUUUUUUUUUUUCUUGUCACAGUGUUGUGCUGGCUUUAAGAAGAUGAGUUAUUUUUUAUGACUGAUGGAUCUGAUGGAUAUAAUCAUGCCAAAACUGGAUUAAGGAUUUUGCAGUGCCCUGAGGAGUGAAUAAGCAGCAUGGACUCAAUGAGUGACAUAAUCAAGAGGCGAAAACUUAUGUUGAAAUGUGUGUUCUGUUCAAAGAGGGGACUAUAAUUUUUAAUUGUUCUGUAGUCAGUUUUAAAAUUUAAUCCAUUUUAUUUUGAUUUUGAUUAAAAACAUAAAUAAUCAUUUUUUAUUUAUUUUAUUUUUAGCAAUUAUGUAACAAUCAAACUGUGUUCAGGCCUGCACACUUACAGUGGCACUUUAGCAUUUGGUGACAUGUAUUCUUUUUGAAUGCCUCUGAAAGAUUCUUCCAUAUUGUUGCACAAAUAAUUUUAAGUGUAAAAUGAAUUUUGUGAGAAUUUAUUUUAUUUUAUUUUAUUGUAUCUGCUCUAUAAAAAGAACAAAAGGCAGACUCUUAAAGGAGUAUUCCGGGUUCAAGUUAAGCUCAACCGACAGCAUUUGUGGCAUAAUGUUGAUUUUCUCAAAAAAAUAUUUCAACGCAUCCCUCCUUGUCUUUAGAUAAAACAAAAAGAAUGUUACAGUGAGGCAAUUACAAUAGAAGUGAAUGAGGCCAAUCUUGGGAGGGUUUAAU